This is a messenger RNA of Parasteatoda tepidariorum (common house spider), 417 nucleotides long. Its product is annotated as protein FAM200C-like. The record is from RefSeq and is a predicted model, not a curated record. Lineage: Eukaryota; Metazoa; Arthropoda; Arachnida; Araneae; Theridiidae.
AUGGCUGAAGACGUUGAAGUUUCCUUAUGCAAACUUUUGAUAUCCAACGAAUUUUCCCUUCAAGUUGAUGAAUCAACCUUGCCAUGUAAUGUAGGCUUUAUUGUGAGCGUAGGUCCUGUUUGUAAAGAUACCAAAGGUAAAUCUAUUUUAGAUACUGUCAAAGAUUAUUUUACAGAGAAAAACAUUCCUACUGCAAAUAUUAUCUCGAUUGCCACUGAUGGAGCUAAUGCAAUGUUGAGUCGACAUCGUGUGUUUAUAGCCCUUUUGAAAAGGGAAAUACUAGAUAUUUUAGCUGUUUACUGCAUGCUUCACAGACAGCAUUUAAAAGGAAAAAAUCUCAGCGACCGUUUGCAUCAGUCAUUGCAAUAUGUCAUGUCUGCUGUGAACAAAAUUCACAGUAAUGCUCUCAACGAUUGA